Molecule: messenger RNA, 2804 nt
Organism: Schistosoma mattheei
Lineage: Eukaryota; Metazoa; Platyhelminthes; Trematoda; Strigeidida; Schistosomatidae
Source: the annotation of a GenBank genome assembly
AUGUUUACUUCCUAUUCAAAAUGCAACGGUUUCGCAAUUUACUUUAUCUUUGCAGUUCUUACAUUAAGGAAUGAUCACCUAAAAAUAUUAACCAAGGGAAAGCGCGUCAUCCAAGUGGUGAAAAUUGGCGGUUUCAGAUUAUUAGAUUCAGCUGUCGGUAAUUUAUCAGCUACAUUACUCAGUAGUGUUCACGAGUUUUCGCCAUAUGUUCAGGAAAAAGAUCUUUUCAAAGCAUGUCUCGCACAUCUGCCCGACAGCAGCCAAAUUGAUGAUAAUGUUAAGUUAACUAGUCAGUACAACCGAGGAUUUGGAGCUGGUGCUCUCUUGGCUUCUUUAAAUGCAGCUAAUCAGCAGCAUCAGACGGAAGCUUAUCCAACUAAACUUUUUCAACCAAUUGGAGAUUCACAACAAAUGAUAUCGCAACUACCUGAAAGAAACUACCAACAGAGGAACUUGAAUUUCAGUAAUUGUGGUUCAUCACUUAUAGCUGCAAACUCUGAUUCUACUCAAAACUUUAAAGAUAGCAGUCAAAGUUCGUACGUUAUGUCUACGUCUAACAGAGGACCUAAUCAAUCAUUACCUAUGCAUUUCACACCUCGUAAUUUACCACACGGUCAAGCAAAGCAAAUACAGUCCAAACGCGGCAGUUUUGACGAUGGGACAUCUCCAAAUACACAAGUCAAAUCUAAUUCAGAACUAAGUAUACUUGAAAUGGAAUCUAUUGAGUCACCAACCCCUUCUGAUAUGAAUUCUCCAGUUGAAUCUUGUUUUGCAAAUAUAAUGGAAGAUCAAGGAAGUGAUAGCUUUGAUUUGAAUAAUAUUACACCGUCCAUCAAUCUUUCAUCAUCUGUUGGUGUGUCUGAUUCCACCAUUGAUUUUCCACAUCACACACCGGAUUCUUCCGAACGUUUACAACGUACUACAUCAACAUUGUCAGCAACAGCAAAAACAAUGCUAAAAACAGGGAAUAAGCUGGAUCCCUUGGUACAAGCCAGUCCUGUAGAUAUGAAUCCUUUUUUUAUGAAAGAAAGUACUAAACUCAAUCGAGAUGACACUGGUAUCACAGCAUCGUCAUCAUGUCCAGCUACUGUACCAGAUGAUUUAUGUACAACAGAUAAUAAUACUAGUCCAUUACAGUCAGGAUCUAGAGCUGCUCAAUCGGUGCUAAGUGAAAGCGGUAGUAGUCCAUUGGGUGGUUUAAAUAGUACACCGGAAGCUACUAGUCUUCCGGUAAGUCAUGGUCCUCUAAGUAUUGGGAAUAUAUCUUCACCAACUAGUGGUCGAAAUAUAGAUGAUCAGCGGGUAGCUUGGAUGAGAGAUCGAUCGAAAAAAGAUAGUCAUAAUCGAAUUGAACGUAAGCGACGAGAUUACAUUAACUGCCAAAUUGCUGAACUUGGAAGUUUAUUACCUGAAGAUAUGUUCAGAGAUGGUGAUGGUAAAAAGAACAAAGGAAAUAUAUUGAAGAAUUCAGUGGAAUUUAUUUGUUUAUUACGUUCGGAAUUGGCACAAAUACCGGAAGUUCGACGAGAAACUAGUUUAGCUGCAAAAGUUAUCGGACAAUUGGUCAAACGUAUUCAGGAAUUAGAAUCAGUUACAAAUGUAGCAUCUAUGCAAACUUCACAUGCGAAUCGAAAUAAUCCGGAUUAUCAAAAUCUGUAUCAAGAAUGGAGUAUAUUGCAUGAAAACAAUUUACUAAAUUCAGUACCGAUAUGUACAACUAACUCACCAAUUACAAGAUCCUCGUUUCCACAGUCCACAACAGCUGGCGGUUCAUCACCCGGCCUAUCUUCUGUUGGUACUGAUGAAAUGGUUAAUAGUGAUACGAAAGUUGUUUUCGCAAAUUCUAUGACUUCACCGAUUGUUGGAUCUGCUCCGGUACGUAGUAAUCCACUAAGCAGUUUUCCGAGAAUAAAUUCGCCUGUUUCUAGCACGAAUUUCUCCACCCGACCUACUGGGGGUGCUGGGACUGUCAUAGACUCACCUUUAAGAUUAAUACGUGCAAGGUGUACAUCGUUGACAGUAUCUACAACAGGGGUUAAUAGUUCAUCUAGUGAUGUAAAUAUGCCUUGUGUACGACUUCAUACCCCUGAAUAUCAACAACAGCAGACUAAUAAAACGAGAAAUCAACGUAUUUUUCAACCAAAUCAAUCUCCUCAACCACGUAUUUUCCAACCCGGUAGUCAGUCACAGUUAUGUUGUUCACAGUUCCAAUCUAAACCUAUAUCACAAUCUCAGCAUCCUUCAUCUUCGUUAUCUCCUCAGCAUCAUUUAACUGUUCAGCAUCGAUUACAGCUAUCUAGUCGUUCAGGAAUGACUUUUGGAUCGAUUCCAAGUCAACAAUACAUUAAUUCACACAAUAUUAGUGCAAGUUUACCGGUGAAUGUUAAUCCGUUACUUUGUGGUAUACAAGAUUCUGAUAAUAAUGAUUUGAACGAUGAUAAGGGUGCGUGGUCUAUCGCUGAGUACUUCGGUAUCUUGGUCAUGUCAUGACGAGUUGUGGUGCAAACACAAUCAUCAAACGUAAAAAGAAAAUUCAUAGAUACAUUUACACUCAUGUCCGUUUAUAAUGAUCUUGAAUUAUGUAGAUAAAGGAAUUUCAGAUUCGUAUCACACUUAUCUACUUCGAAUCUCAAAAUCGUACCUUGUAAAUUAAUCUUGCUAACUUUAAACAUAUUAAUGCUAUAUUAUUUCAAACAAGAAUGGUAUCCUAUCCCGGAUAACUUCACACAAUCUCCUUGUGGUAGUCUUCAUUGUCUUGUAGUACAUGAAGUGAACUUUCUAACUAAUUGCUAAUUGAAAUAUUU